GCUUUUGUUGUUGUUGUUAUGGUCGUGUUGUUGUGGCUCCUUUGAUAAUCCGUUCCUGUCCAGGGAAAGGAUGUGAGGUGCGGUUUCAGAGUGUCCUUUUCGGUGGGCGUUCGAGUGCCAGCGAGUGCAACCUUGGACUUGGUCGCCUCAAAAGAGAACAAAGCAGCCGAGGAGCGUGCUGCAGUUUGGGGCGCCCUCGCCCCGUGACAGGUAGACUGACGGUAGAGAAAGGUGGAUGAAAACGGGCAGAGGGAGUAGAGUGCACCAGUAGUCCGUGUGUAGGUGCUCGCGCAAUAUCAGACUAGCGAGGAGGAAAGAGAAGCCAACGCAACCGCCCAACCUGGGCAACAACGGGCCAAGUCGUCGUGGCCAAUCCGUUUUGGCCAUCUUCCGGAACCUCAUCUGGUGGCCAUCGAUCAUCGAUGUCCUGUCGCUGUUGACGAAGCGGACCGUUUGAGGGCAUUGUUUCCUUUGCCACACCGUCGUUGUCUUCUUGCUGUGGUUGUUGUGUUGUUGGUGGCAAGUGCGAGAGAUAACGUGUGCGUCGCAAACAUACACACACGCACGCACGUAAACACGCACGUACUUUUAGAGACAGAGUGGCAUCCGCAAUCCGAUCAAAGCCACCGAACAGACUAGUAAAAUCAUCCAUCAACCCGGGGGACCCCAACAGCUGGGGUGUUCUGCUAUCAAAUCGGACCUGGCACUACGCCGUGUUGCGGCGAUCAACCCACCAGGCCUUUUCUGGCCGUGACCAGCGUGACAAAAGACAACCAUCUGCAAAAUCGGAGUGGCAGGUGGCGGCGAAGGCUAGCGCGUUGGUGGCGGCUGGACUUUAUGGGCAAUAGGCUUGUUGGCGGCACCGGUGGCAGGGUAACUAGCGGGCGUGUCAACACCCAGGUCGGUCUUGGCCAAUCGAUACCGUCAGCUGUACUGGUAGGGCCAGUGCAUCCGGAGCACCAGCAACAGCAGGAGCCACAACCGCGAGCCACCACCACCCGCAUCAACCGAGACGCUAGCGAGGCUGAAGACGACGACGACGACGACGACGACGGUGACAACGUCGUUGGUGUGCAGAUCCACGGUGGCAGCUCAGUCCCUCUGGACGAGCAAACCAGCGGUGGCCAGGAUAACCAGAAUAGGCCUGAACGCAGGGCCCGGGGCGGCGGCAUCGGCUUGUCACGAUCACCGGAGCUAGUGGUGGUGGCAUCGCGUCGUGCAGUCUCGUUCCAGCUACCGAGCGAACAGCGAACAGAACCAGUGGGACUGCGACUGUACCGUCAGGCGAUCCGGCGACUCGCAGACACUGACUGGGUCCGGGAUAGGCUGCCGUCGGUGGCCCGGUUGCUGCGUGAAACCGCCAAUCCGCCUCGCCGAUCGCGUCGCCAUCCUUGUAGGACUCGCCCGAUAUCACGCCUCUCCCGGCGAAGGUGGCACCAGUCGGCGGAUGGUAGCGGUGGGGGUCAGCUGUUGAAAACCUGCUGGCCGGUGCGGCAAACCGAGGGCCUAUUUCUGCCACUGUUUCCGGUGGACGAGCGGCGCCAGCACCAGUACGACCGUGAGGCCCAUCUCGGUGACGGUGCGUUUGGACGGGUCUAUCGGGUGCGCGAUACCGAGCACACCGGCACGCACUACGCACUCAAGCUCCUCCGGAAGUCAAAUAUUUUGGAUAGUGACGGUGUUCGGCAGCUGCAGGACGAAGUAAGCAUACAGAGGCUGUGCGGUCACCAUCCCUUCAUUGUAGGCUGUCUCGACUUUUGGCAAACUCGUACGCACAUCUUCCUUCUGUCCAUUUACUACGGAAAUGGUGAGCUGUUCCAGCGUGUAAAGUAUUUCUCCUCGGAGUUGAUCCGGUUAUACAUUGCAGAGCUAGCUUUAGCACUCGACUUUCUGCACAACGCGGGAAUCAUUUAUCGUGAUCUGAAAUCGGAGAACCUACUGCUUGACGAUCGUUUCCAUCUGAAGCUGAUCGACUUUGGCUUGAGCCGGUGGUUAAGCGUCGGCAGCUAUACACGAACGUUUUGCGGCACUGUACAGUACAUGGCGCCGGAGCUGCUGAGUGGAGACCCAUACGGGCAUGCGGUCGACUGGUGGGCACUCGGUGUGUUGGCCUGCCGCAUGUACACCGGUCAGUUUCCGAAUGUAGAUGCGACGCAGUACCUGUGCCAACGGCAAGAUGCGAUCUCCGUCCCACGUAGCAAGAUACCCAGUGUCAAACUUGGGGCACCCUUGAUUCCCGAACCGAAUGAUCCCGUCCGGCGUGGCGCGAUACCGGUGGCAGGACGGGACCUGCUACAGCGGCUCCUGCAACCGGUGGCCAAGGAUCGGUUGCGCUCGCUGCUGCAGCUGCAACGCAUCGCCCUCUACCAACACUACCGGUGGGAUGCGGUACGUGCGACCCAGAUCGAUCCCCGUCAGUUCAUCACCGACGAGUGCCUUGGCGGUGCGCUAGAGGAAGCGAGUGGACCGGGCGAGUCCUUUGCCGGCUUCUGACACGAUCGGCAUCGAGCACGCCACUGGCAAUACCCGCCAUCCCUUCAUUCAUUCGUUGAAGCUAGUUAAAACGAUACUCUAGAAGCAAUAAAGUAAAUCACA
This is a messenger RNA of Anopheles aquasalis, 2595 nucleotides long. It is a transcript of the gene S6KL, whose product is annotated as ribosomal protein S6 kinase like. Gene Ontology annotation, biological process: protein phosphorylation. The record is from RefSeq and is a predicted model, not a curated record. Gene Ontology annotation, molecular function: protein serine/threonine kinase activity; ATP binding. NCBI's taxonomy places the organism in Eukaryota, Metazoa, Arthropoda, Insecta, Diptera, Culicidae.